CAACACUCUGAAAACUGCAUUAUUAUUGUUUUCCUCGAUGGGUAAAAUCAGCAGCAGACUGGUGAUAAAUAACAGCGUGAACGCGGUGCUUGGGUGAGGAUUUCACAUUUCGCUUCUAUUUCCGCACUCGGUUCCUUCUUCCAGCCAUUUGCGGAUCACUCUGGCUAAAUCCAGCCACAAACGCGGAGCUGAAACACGGUUAUCUGCCUCAUCUGGCCCCUUAAACGCGAACAAAGUGGGUCGUCUGGUUGAAAAAUCCGAGCGUGCAUCGAGCUGAGUGUUCGCUCGCCUGCGCUCCGUCUGUGCGUCUGCAUGAAGCUGCAGCACCCAGAAGUGAACAAAGCGACCCGGAAGCGGUGGUCCGACUGGAGGCAGAAAGAACAUCAACCUUUUAUAUUAUAGCUGUUCUCGCAAGACAAUAUCUGCAAGCAGGACACCAGGAUGGCAGAGCCUCGAUUUAACAACCCGUACUUUUGGCCGCCGCCCCCCUCCAUGCCAGGCCAGCUGGAUAACCUGGUCCUCAUUAACAAGAUCAAGGAGCAACUGAUGGCUGAGAAGAUUCGACCCCUGCACCUGCCGCCUACCUCCACCCCCUCUCAGCAGCCUCUGCUGGUGCCCACCUCCAACCCGGACGGCGGCGCUCAGCACGGCAUGCCGGUGCCGAAGCCUCAGCCUCAGCAGGUGCCGGGUCACCACCCACAGCCCCAGGGCUCCGGACAGCCCGACAUCGCUCUGCACGCCCGGCCCGCCUCCAGUUCUGGACCAGAUGGAAACAUGGACGACAAGUCAGCAGUGAAGGCCAAAGGAUUAUGGGAAGACUGGCACAUGAGACAGCUGGGUGAGCAGCCAGGCCGGGUCAACCAUCGCUCAGGUCUGGCUCCCUCAUCUCGGCCCGACAGCCACAGCACCUCAGAGGCUCUGACCCCCACGACUCCCACCUCCAGCAGCCAGAACCGGCUGGGCGGCGCCCCCUCGGUCAACAUCAUCUCGGGGCUGGCCAGCGGCCCCGGCAUGGACCACAUGAAGGCUGGAGGCCUGGCAGGACUGCUGGGCCCCCCACCGAAGGCACCUCGGGGCAGAAAGAAGAUCAAAGCUGAAAACACGUCUGGUCCCCUGCUGGUGGUGCCCUACCCCAUCCUGGCAGACCAAGGCUGCGUCACUGUUGCACCCAAAGAGGGCAAAACCUACAGAUGCAAAGUGUGCCCGCUCACCUUCCUAACCAAGUCAGAGAUGCAGAUCCAUUCCAAGUCCCACACAGAGGCCAAACCACACAAGUGUCCCCACUGCUCCAAGACGUUCGCCAACGCCUCCUACCUGUCCCAGCACCUGCGCAUCCACCUGGGCAUCAAACCCUACCACUGCUCCUACUGCGAGAACUCCUUUCGGCAGCUGUCACACCUGCAGCAGCACACCAGAAUCCACACUGGCGAUAGGCCUUAUAAAUGUGCUCACCCUGGAUGUGAAAAGGCUUUUACCCAGCUGUCGAACCUCCAGUCUCACCAGAGGCAGCACAAUAAAGACAAGCCGUAUAAAUGUCCUAACUGCUACCGUGCCUACUCAGACUCUGCAUCAUUGCAGAUCCACUUGUCAGCGCAUGCCAUCAAAAACGCUAAGGCCUACUGCUGUAGCAUGUGUGGCCGGGCAUACACCUCCGAGACCUACCUUAUGAAGCACAUGUCCAAACACACGGUGGUGGAGCACCUAGUGAGCCACCAGUCGCCCCAGAGGACCGAGUCCCCCAACAUCCCCAUACGCAUCUCCCUCAUCUGAGCCUCCUGGACGCUCGGCGGCGGAAGUUCAGAGUGUGCGUUCGGCUGGAGCUUGUGAGGCCCUGCACCCACGGCCAUCUACAUAAGGCUUACAUUAGCAUUAUGACAGCUGACAUGAGCAUUCAGUGUUAGAUUCAGUAAAUCAGACUGCCUCCAUCCGUCUCGACACGGGCCGUCUGUCAAAAAUGAGCACAGCGUUAUUUCUUUUUGUGAAUGUAACAACACAGCUAGAUGUUGUCCAGGGGGAUCGAGCGGCAAAGAAUGUCUUGCGUCAGAUUUGAUAAGCACUUUCGUAAGCGUCAUGUAAACCGCCGGAUGCAUUGGCCGUUAGAAAUGUUUUAGCUAAUUUUUUUUCCUUUUCCUCUUCCAUGAAAUGGGUUUCCAAAAUGUGCCAGAUGAUGUUUGCCCUUAUAAAGAAAUGAGAAAGUGAAAAAAAAAAAAAAGAAACAUGUUUGCUGGGUGUAUUCUGGAGACAUCCAAAGAUAAUCUUAAAGCACUUUUAGGCCUUGUGGUUUUGGCUCAAAUUGUUUCAAUCUUGAUGGACGGAAAAUGCCAAAGGGCAUUACUUGUGGCAGCUAAGAGCACUGACUGCGUACAAAUAACAGUCUUUUCUGUUACUUUCUUUGUUUUUACUCACGUUUUUGUGCAAGUACAGGGUCAUCUAAAUUUGAAGUGAGGCAAUCGGUAGAUGACAAUUAAAAAAAUAUGAUUGUAUGAGGAACUUUUAUUAUUGUAUCGAGGAGGCUAAAAACAGAGCUACAUGGAAGGGAAGAAAGAUGAAUGUUUGUUUUUUUUUUUUUAAUAUCCAAAACCUUUCACGCCAUAUUUGAUGUUCACCUUUUCGCGGCACCUUUACGAUCGCAGAAACACUGCUCGUCUUCACUUCUUCUCUCGUCCCGGUAGUUAGUGCCAUAUACGAGGAGGUUUAAAGAAAAGGCAAAAUCUCGUAAUAGUGUGCGUCUGCUUUCACUAUUUCAGUUCAGCGUUUACUGUUAUUUUCUAAGGAUUAGAAGUAUAUUGCACAUGUAUCAGUGCCAGCUCUACUCCACUCUACUCUCUUUUUAAAGACACUUGAGCUGAAAUUAAAUUUUACUUGAGUGGUAAAUUUUAAACCUAACCAUCGGACCAAAAUGUGAAGUUAUUGUACAGCUAUUCUAACCCAGUUAAGAUUUUUUUUUAAUCUUUAAUAAGCUUUACCCAUUUGGAAUAAACUGCAGUAUGAGUCAUAUUCAGUAGGCCUAUAUUCUGAGUUUAUGCAGAGGUGAAUCUUUUCCGUUUUUCCUCCUUUAGUAUUCCUUUUAUUGUACACAGUAUUGUUUGUUGUAUUUUUACUGUAACCUCUGAAUGGUACUAAUAGCGUACCCUGUAUUCUUCAGGGCACUUCAGAAAAGGUGCUACGGCUCGACGUUACGUUUGAGAUGGAACUGAGAAUAAUGUAAAAUACAUAUACAGUAUAUAGUAUGUUUUCAAAAGAAUUAAAAACUUAUUACUCAAGCCACUGGCCUGAAAACAGACAUUUACGCCAACAACAGACCCUGCCUCUUCAACUUACUCUCUCUCUUUUGAGACAAUGGGAAAAUGUACAUGUUGCUAUACUGUAAAACAUGUUACUCAUUUAUAGUACCUAUUUUUAAGUUUUCAUAAACACGUUCUGUUUGGGUUUUGUAAGAGUUUAUGUAUGGACUUACUGUAAUUAUUUUAGUCGACCUGUAUGUUAUUAAUAUUCAUGUUUUAUAUCAGUUAUUUACAUGUAAGCCUUAACUGUUUUAUCAUCCCAUUUCCAUUACUCUGUAUUGUGUUCUGCAGUAUUCAGUCGUGUAAACAUUUUUAUUUUUUUUCCUUCCGCAUGGAGUUCCUGAGCUGUAAUCUGUAUAACUGUUUAACCCAUGUUCUCUAUGAAAAGAUAUUGCGUAGAUUUAUUACACUUUUUCCUGUCUUGCAUUGUGGUUUCAUAUACAGUUUCUAGACAACUAAAUAUGCACAGCCAAGACUGAGAAGAUGAACUAAGGUUAUCGAUGUUUAAAAAAGGAAAAAAAAGCUUUGUAUCUUUACCUUGUUUAAUAAACAGACUGUUAUAAAUUAA
Acanthochromis polyacanthus (spiny chromis) is the source of this 3852-nucleotide messenger RNA. RefSeq names its product zinc finger protein 362b (gene znf362b). Lineage: Eukaryota; Metazoa; Chordata; Actinopteri; Pomacentridae. The transcript is spliced from 9 exons. The record is from RefSeq and is a predicted model, not a curated record. Gene Ontology annotation, molecular function: RNA polymerase II cis-regulatory region sequence-specific DNA binding; DNA-binding transcription repressor activity, RNA polymerase II-specific. Gene Ontology annotation, biological process: negative regulation of transcription by RNA polymerase II. Bases 442 to 1770 code for a protein of 442 amino acids. Gene Ontology annotation, cellular component: nucleus.